AUGAAUAACCAUGGCAACAGCAGCAGCACCAGCAGCAGGAGGAGAAGCGCUGUUAUAAACAUUACAACGGCGCGCAAUCAUCCCGCAAAACAGCGACUUGUGAGUGGACAAAGGCUGGAGCAGAGAGAGCCCACGGUGGACAGCACUCUACAUCACUGCUAAGGUGAUGAGUGGGAUUAUAUCAUGUCUGAAGUACAGGGAACACUGGAGUUUUCUGUCCAGCUGCACAAGUUUCACAAUGUGGAUCUGUUUCAGCGAGGGUUCUACCAGGUUCGAGCAGGGUUAAAGGUCUCACCUCGAGUGCCCCACAGGUUAAUAGCGACAACUCAAGACAACGCAGGAGAAUGCAGCUUCAGCUCUGCAGGGGUUUACGACGGCGCCGUGUUCAGCCGGAUAUUUCAGAUCCUGUACAGAAACGAGGAGAUUGCGGUGAAUGACUGCAUGGUCUUCAAAGUCCACCUGCUACUGGACGGAGAAAGGGUGGAGGAAGCGCUGAGUGAGGUGGACUUCCAGCUGAGGCUGGAUCUUCAUUUCACUGACAAUGAGCAGCAGCUGGAGGAGAUCCUGACUGUGCCGCUGAUCAGCAGUCGCACCCUCAGUCUUCACUUCCACCCCCGUAAAGGCCUCCACCACCACGUCCCCGUCAUGUUCGACUACUUCCACCUGUCGGUCAUCUCUGUGUCCAUACACGCCUCACUGGUUUCCUUACAUCAGCCACUGAUCAGCUUUGCUCGUACAGGGAAGGGCUCUUGGCUCGGGAAGAGUUCACCAGAGAGCCCCAGUGACCCGUCUGCCAUGUCUGUGGAGAACCUUGUGUUUGGCGCUGGUUACUGUAAACCUGUCAAUUCUGAGGGAAGCUUUUAUGUGCCCAGUGAAAACUGCCUGCAGAGAGCUCACACGUGGCAUCGUAGGCUGUGUCGCCUCCUGUUGGUGGCUUUCAGAGGUCUGCACACCUACUACACUGCACUGAUGAAGGAGAUCCCACAGCUGCAGCAGUCUGCGCUCGAUGCAGAUGUGCUGCCGGUCGAAGAAACUCUCAAUCAGCUCACGAUAGAAUUACAGCUGCAGGAGGGCCCCGAGAAGGUAGCAGAGCAGAUCAGCAGAGACGUGAGUCAGCUCUGCUCCCAGCUGGCUGCUCUGUGGAGCCGCUUCCUGGAUGCUGCUGUGCUCAACCCCCACAUCCUCUCCCAUCUGGUCCAGGAGCACCACACGCUCAGGGUCAGGAGGUUCUCCGAGGCUUACUUCUUCACGGAACACUCCAAAGAGAUAUCGCUUACUUUCCAAGAGGAAUUAAUCAACAGACACGGCCAGAUCGCUGCAGAAGUGCGGAACUCGGACUACCUGACCAAGAUGCCUCCUUUACCGGUCGAGUGCCUGGACAUCGAUGGAGACUGGAACAGCCUGCCCAUUAUCUUUGAGGACAGAUAUGUGGAGUCUCCACAAACAGAGAGGGCAUCACACGUGCCUGCAACUUCUGAGAAGCAGAGCACUUCAGAUCCAGUCAGCAUAUUGUCCAAAAAGACUUAUAAAAGCAGCCAGGGAGCCAGAUCACCAGCGACACAUUCAGAUCCCUUGGACAGUGAUGAUUGUAUUGACCUGCCCACGUACGUCUCCUUCAUAGCGGAGCAGAGUAAAACUCACACCAACAUCAGACGUGUUCAGAGUCCAGUUCCUCCUGAGGACAGAGCUAAAAUCCCAGCUCAGUCGGACGCAGAACCCUUGAAGGAACCCACAGAAAAACAGGGCCUGGUUGAGGAGAACUGUAAUUCAGCCCUGAGAUACAUCACAGUCGAGCCUUGUGACGUGGAUCCCUGCCGAGGCCAAACGGUUCACACUCCACUCACACUCUCCACGAACAGCAAUUAUGAGUCGUCUCAUCACGAUGCCAAAAACCAGAGAAAUGCAAGAGAGAGUGAACACGAUGAGAAGGCGUCUGACGUCGCCAAACCCUUAAAUCCCUCCUUGAAUGGUGAGAGUGAGGAUCUUCCUCUCCUCAGCCUGCCCACCGUGCAUGUACAUCCGGUAAUAUCUGCCUUACCAGGUGAUCUCAGAAAAGAGGCGACUCACCGCGGAGGCCUGGUUAACUCCAAGAUCAUGAAGCGCUCGUCCUCGGUUAUUUCCGACUCAGGUAUAGAGAGUGAGCCCAGCUCCGUGGCAUGGCCCGUGGACGCUGCGCAGCGUGGACGACCAACACUGGACUUCUGCAACGAACGGGAGUUCUCACAGCAGAUAGUUUGUCUCCACCCGGUCCACCGCAGUUCUCUGGAAGGCCUGCAGAUGGAGAGUAACGGCAGCCUUCCGAGCGCUGGCAUCCAGGCUUCACUCACCUCCAUCAGCUCCCUGCCCUAUGAGGAGGACCAGCAACUGAGGCAGCUCAGCAAACUGACCAAGUCAGUCUCAGCACCACAGAUAAGCAGUCCAGAAGAUGCUGAAGAGGACCACAUGUUGCUAAACCAGGAAGCAGAUCCGAAGAGCUUAUUGAAACACCAGGAACUCUGUAAGAACAGCUCUUCCCUGAUCAGCAACCUCGAUUCAGAGCGAUCGGAGUCGUCUCUGUUAGAAACAAGUUCAGCUACAAACGUUGUCGAGGAGUACGGUCGAUGUGAGACGAACACGUCCGACGUGUCUGUAGAAGGCCGUCAUGCGACAGAACGCGACGGCGAGAACACAGCCAGUGUGUCAGCGGAGGACGUGCAUCUCACUGAAUCAGAGGCAGUGCCCUGCAGCUGUGUGCAUGAAAGUGCCAACCGUUUCCAUGAGUCUUUAGUGGAUGCUGACCAGGACCAGGACCAGGACCAGGAGGGUCUGGACUCAUCUGAAACACCACUCGAGUUUUCUAACAAUCCACAUAACAGCAGCACCACCACAGCGCAGAGGCCCAGUGACCUCGCCGGGCUCACAGAAGGUGAUAUGGUAUCACCGUUUGACCUCAAUGGGAUCUCAUCCAGUGAGAAAGAGCCAUUGGACGGUCAGACGAAGUCUUCUAAGAUCCCCAACUCGGGUCUGUCGUUCGUAAAUAAAAAGAUGGUGGAGGUGGUGAACAUGUCGGUGUCCUGCGCCCCGACCUGCCUGCCGUUCUCUUCCGUUUUGAGAGACUCUCCGUCCAUCAGCGGAAUGUCGACUCGCCAGGCUACCUCGCCGAUCACCAAUCAGCCGCUCGGCUCCUUUGGGAUCAUCUCCUCGUCUUCUCUCAACCCGCUGAACAUGGACGAGGAGACCAAUGAGCGGAUGCUGAAUUUCUACAAAGCCAAAGAGGAGCUGUUCAAAGAGCUGAGCUUCCCGGCCAGCCUGUACAGCGACCUUCCUCUCCUCGCGUCAGAUCUGCCCUACUUCCCUCCCGAGGAGGACGACGAGGAGUUUGAUGACGGCAUUCAUCUUGUCGUGUGCGUCCACGGGCUUGACGGAAACAGCGCAGAUCUCCGGCUGGUGAAGACGUUCAUUGAGUUAGGGCUCCCGGGAUCCAGGCUGGACUUCCUCAUGUCUGAGAGGAACCAGACCGACACGUUUGCAGAUUUUGACACCAUGACGGACAGGCUGCUGGACGAGAUCAUUCAGCAUAUCCAACUGUACAAUCUCACCAUAGGCAGGAUCAGCUUCAUCGGCCACUCUCUGGGGAACGUCAUCAUCCGCUCGGUGCUGACAAGGCCUCGCUUCCGCUGCUAUCUGCCCAAGCUGCACACUUUCCUCUCGCUGUCGGGCCCACACUUGGGAACGCUGUACAACAGCAGCACGCUGGUCAGCACAGGUCUGUGGUUGAUGCAGAAGCUGAAGAAAUCAGGCUCCCUGCUGCAGCUCACCUUCAGAGAUCACGUCGAUCCACGGAAAACAUUCCUCUAUCUCCUGAGCCAGAAACCAGGUCUCCAGUUCUUCAAGAACGUGGUGUUGGUGGCGUCUCCACAGGACCGCUACGUCCCUUUCCACUCUGCCAGAAUAGAAAUGUGCAAAACCGCUCUCAAAGACAAAACCACAGGACCCGUUUACACCGAGAUGAUCAACAACCUCCUCCAGCCGCUGGUGGAAGCUAAAGAAUGCCAGCUCAUCCGGCAGAACGUGUUUCACGCCCUGCCCAACACGGCCAACACCCUGAUCGGCCGCGCGGCCCACAUCGCCGUCCUGGACUCUGAGCUUUUUCUGGAGAAGUUCUUCUUAGUGGCAGGACUCGACUACUUCAAGUGAAGGAGCCAGGACUUUACCUUCACCUUGUCAAAGUGAAACUUCAUGUAUAUAAUUUCAGGAGCGGGAGAGGUAAGGCCUGUGUACGUGAAUAAGAAAAGAAAAAGGUCAUCAUGUAUUGUGACUGUUUUCAUGAACUCAAAGGUGUGAGUUGAACGUGUAGCCAUGCGAAACAGAACAUCUGACGUCAGACUGCGGAUGUUUCUGUUGGCCUUAUGAACACUUAUGAACAGAUGCUCAUUUUGGUUGAUAGCAUUUAGCGACGAUCGAAGUCCUACCACAUCUUAGGACGGCGGCAACAAAGAUGCAAAGCAUUUAUCCUUUUGAUUGUACAUGAUUUUGUUGUACAAAAACAAACGACGGUCCUUUAUACAGAAAAUAGUAUAUUGUUUAAAUGUAUUUAUUUUUUAAUCUGCUAAUGUCUCUACAGUGUAAGUAUUCCAUCCGAGUGUGACGUCGUCCUCAUUGAAUCCAUCAAAUGAAAUGAAUUUAUGAAAGUGUUAUUAUUCUAUGUAGCCUAGGAUUCAGUGAGGUGAGUCUAAAAAAAAAAAAGAUCUAUAUUUUUUCAUACAUUUCCUUUGAUUCGUUUAUAAUUAACUACAUUCACCCUGAUUGGCCGCACAUUUAGCUCAAUGAGAAUUGUAGUAUAUUUGAUACCAAUGCCAUGUUUCGCCACUUUAUUGACUGUUUGCACACUUUCAUGCUGCGCCUGUCAAACAUGACAAAAACAACCACCUGACACAGUUUACCGCCAAAUAUUAUUUCUGAAGUGAAAUUGCAAGAAAUGAUGCUUUGUGCAAAAGCUGGAGGCGUGAUUUACUCAUUUGGCAUCACAGGGUCAAGUGUGAAGGAUUUAGAGGAAUAUAUCACCACAACAUAAUAUAAUAUAAUAUACUCACUAUUCAUUCCGUGUAUUUGUCAACUUAGAAUGAACCCUUUAUAUUCAUGAGAAGCAGUUCCUCUUCCACAGAAUUCUCCGUGUUGUACCGACCGUGUUCGUACGAGCCGAGAAUGGACCAAAUGCUGGCUCCAGGGAGAGCUUUUUAGGUUUUUAUGCUUCCCUCAGGCCACUGCAAUUUCCCCUCAUAUGCAGUAUAUACACUGGAGAGUGUGAAGAAGGGGGAUAUUUAGAUGAGGCGAGGGCGGAGUGGAGUUGGUAAGCAAAUGCUGCCGGCAGCUGACGGUGAAGAGUAACUCGACGACUUAAGUUCUAAUACUAAUACUGUUCAGCUGUUUGCUUUGCAUAAAUGGAGCCAAAAGAAAUGGAUGAAAUUGAUGUUAAUUCAGAUUUAAAGGAAUACUUCACCAAUUUGCAUUUAGCUUUGUAUUACUAGAAUAGAGAAUAAGAAUAGUAUUUUUGAAAAAUUGUACUUCUCAACCUCAGUUUCCCCAGAGUCGAGAAAACUGACACUUGGUCCGAGGCGUUUUAGACCCACUCGUAGGGGGCGGGACCUCGUUCCCACAAUUUUUCAAAAAUACUAUACAAUAUAAAUACUAUAAAUAAGCUAAAUGCAAAUCUGUGAAGUUUUCCUUUAAGUUUAUAUCAAAACAACAUUGCUAAGACUGGCUUCACUGUAAAGAAAACAGAAACAUAACCUUGUUAGUGGAAGAUUUGACCCCUGCCCUUCAAUUUAAUGAAUGCUUCAUCCUUUAUUGCACUAACACUGUCUCAGUGACAGGACAGCAGGCUUAUGUCAUGUAAUCAGCAGCAAGUUUACUUUACAUACAACGUGAAAAAGGAACUUUUGGUUGAGGGACCAUCAUGUUUUUAACUGUGUUAAAACUCAUCUUCACCAGAAUGGAAGGAUCUAUUCUAGAUAUUUGUGUGUGGUUAUUUAUUUAUUGUUUCAUUUAUUUAUUUGAAAAGCGUAAAUCAGGGUGACAUUGCUUCUGGAGAAGUGGAUUAUUUUGCUGUCGUUUCCCCAGGUUCAGGAUGAUGAUGUGUGACGAGAGCGCGCUAACACAUUUUGUAGCAGACUCAGACUCGUGUUGCUCAACAUACUUACAUACAGUAUAUACCAUAUUUUGAUCAGCUGGAUCACAACUGUGUGUCGUGUAAAUUACUUUUUUUUUUCCUUCCUCCUCCGUCUGUCACAGUCGAGCGUGACAGGAGAGGAGAGGAGGUGUUUUUUUCUUUUUCAACAGCAUGCUGGUGAGCAGCACCAUGUCCUCAUCACUGUGCUGUCCAUCACAGAGUGUUUACAUUCUGCCAUCAGAGAGCUGUUAUCAUACACGUCUCCUAUCCCGCAGUGACUGUGUGUGUGUGUGUGUGUGUGUGUCUGCUGCACUGGUUUGAUGGCAAGUGCACUUUAUUGACGACCUUGAAUCAACCUCCACUAGCUUUACGAAGCCCCAAAACUAAGCUUGUUUUUGUCCCUUACAUGCACUAUAUGUCUUUGUACACGCAAAGGUUGCGUCGCACGUUGUGUUGUGAAGAGCUGACCUCAGCUGUUCCGUCUCUGCCAAACUCAGAGAUCUACAGACGAUACGGCGACAAAAUGCUCCCUCCUGUGUGAACAGAGUGUCAGUGUGAUCGACUCUUAAUCAAACAAAGCCCCCUUAGGACGCUGGGAUCCUUCUGCAUAAGCAGCAUAAGCAUCAUUUCUCAUAAACACGCUUACACGUACAUGGACGAGGCUUAAGAUUGUUUGCGAAUGUAAAUUUGUGUGUGUUUUGCUGAAAGGGUUUGUGGGUUGUGGCAGGGUCAUGAGUUGGGCGGCGUUUUUUUGUUUUGUGAGCGUUAAGUGUACGAAAACACUGCUGCCGUGAUAUCAGAUGAGAUCCGGAUGUGCUAUAGAUCUGUGCAAGUGCUGUCAACCUCCUUCAGAACUAGCUGACUUGAACCUUUUUGUAUUUGAUUGCCCUUUACUACAAGUCAUGUUCAUUUAGUGUGUGUGUGUGUGUGGGUCUGACCUGAAUGUAAAGAAAAAACAACAAUAAUAAACAUUUUACUUCACAACGAUGAACACGAUCAUUCUGCAUUUAACAUGUUCAGUAAAGACUACUUCAUCUGUGCCAAUACUAAUAUUUUAUUUAUUUUUAUGUCGUUGACUUGUACUUGUAUGUAGCCCUUACUAGCUUGU
Solea solea (common sole) is the source of this 7256-nucleotide messenger RNA. It is a transcript of the gene fam135b, whose product is annotated as family with sequence similarity 135 member B. The transcript has 20 exons. NCBI's taxonomy places the organism in Eukaryota, Metazoa, Chordata, Actinopteri, Pleuronectiformes, Soleidae. The record is from RefSeq and is a predicted model, not a curated record. Bases 184 to 4176 code for a protein of 1330 amino acids.